UCGCUGUUUUCCUACCUGACCGUCAGGCCUAGUGGGUCCUAGGAAAAGCCAAUCAGAUCAGUGAGUAGGAGGCCAGGCAGGCCAAUCGCCGCGUCGUCGGGGCGGGGAAGGGCGUGGCCAUACCCUGCCCCGCCCCUGCCCCGUGGCUGCUACCCUUCAGGCUGGUGCCUCGGGCGAGACCUAAAGAUAUGGGCACCACCUGGAGGAGCCCAGGAUGGGUGCGGCUCGCGCUCUGCCUCGCGGGCUUGGCGCUGUCUCUCUACGCGCUGCACGUGAAGGCGGCGCGCGCCCGGGACCGGGAUUACCGCGCGCUUUGCGACGUGGGCACCGCCAUCAGCUGUUCGCGCGUCUUUUCCUCCAGGUGGGGCCGGGGCUUCGGGCUGGUGGAACAAGUGCUGGGACAGGACAGCAUCCUCAAUCAAUCCAACAGCAUAUUUGGUUGCAUCUUCUACACACUACAGCUGUUGUUAGGUUGUCUCCGGGGACACUGGGCCUCUGUCCUGCUGGUACUGAGUUCCUUGGUGUCUCUCGCUGGUUCUGUCUACCUGGCCUGGAUCCUGUUCUUCGUGCUCUAUGAUUUCUGUAUUGUUUGCAUCACCACCUAUGCCAUCAAUGUGGGCCUGAUGUGGCUUAGCUUCCAACAGUUCCAGGAACCCCAGGGCAAGGCCAAGGGGCACUGAGUCUUCACCCUAAGCCAGGCUGACCUUGUGUGCUUUGUUUUGGCACGUGAGCCUUGCCCAAGGGGGCCGUGGCUGAGUUCCUAGAAGGCCCUGCUUUCCCUUCCCCUGCAUACCCAUACACAGGACAAUGGACCAAGUGUGCCAAGCCCCUUCCUUCAUGCACUGUCUCUGGCUCUGUCCCCAAGGGCUGGUUUCCAAAGCUCCUGCCAUUGCCUGGGGAAGAAACGUACUGAGCAAUAAAGUUUCUCAAAUAAGUUG
This is a messenger RNA of Galeopterus variegatus (Sunda flying lemur), 938 nucleotides long. RefSeq names its product vitamin K epoxide reductase complex, subunit 1 (gene VKORC1). Gene Ontology annotation, biological process: vitamin K metabolic process; peptidyl-glutamic acid carboxylation. The transcript is spliced from 3 exons. Gene Ontology annotation, molecular function: vitamin-K-epoxide reductase (warfarin-sensitive) activity. Bases 189 to 680 code for a protein of 163 amino acids. The record is from RefSeq and is a predicted model, not a curated record. Lineage: Eukaryota; Metazoa; Chordata; Mammalia; Dermoptera; Cynocephalidae.